CGGCGAGUUCAGAGCUUACCAUCAAGUUGGACAAGUUUAGCAGAUGCCUUGUUUCUUUAUUUGCUUUCUAGGGUCAAGAGCUGUCAGGGGCAAGGUUCCUACUGCUGCUGGUGCAUUGCAUGAGAUGGGAGCUGAGCAAGGGGCCAGGCUGCAGCCAAUAAGAAAGAUCGGGAAGAGGAGAGCGGUGGGUGCAGAUGACCGGCAGGCCUGGACGGCAUAUCAUUCAAACUGCUGUGCUGAACUGGUCAGGAGGGUGCAGCAAUGGCCAGGCUUGCAGAGAUGUGCCGUGCACUUGCUGGACCACAGAGGCCACCAGCGAGGCUGAGGCAUGGCGAGGCAGGCUGUGGAGAUGCUGCUGGAGAGGGAAACGUAGCAGUCUCAUAACAAUCCUUACCCAGGAGUGCUGACCAUCCUAAAGAGUAAUCAUCAGGCGCCGUUUGGAGAGCGACAGCAGAACCGGUUUCGUGGAGGAUUUCGCUCUGCGAUCUCUCAGCCCGGAGUGAGCAGGUCAGGAUCGGUCCUUGGGCAACGCUGCCGGAGACGCCGGCAGGGGUCGAGCUGGGAGGGGAGCGAGGGGCUCUUGUGCUUUCAGGCCUGUGGCCCGCGUCCAGAGAAAGUGCGACGCAUCAAGACGGAGCCGACAGGACCCUGCCCUUGGCGUGAGGGGCUGAGUAACGCUCCCUGCAGUCAUGUGUGUAGGGUGCAGGAGCUGGGCAUGCUCUGGAUGCCACCCCCUGCUGAGGCCAUGAUGAGAAAUGUUUCUCCUUGAACUCUGCAUGUUUUAUCUCCAAUCCAGAACAUCAUUUCUCACACCGGUGUCGUACCUCUUCCCAAAGCUACCUGGGACAGGGCUCCCCUCCCCGCCAGGAUGGCUGGAGCGCGGUGCACAGCCAGUGUGGACUGGACCCCGGUUACAAUCCACUUAGAGCCACCAGUCUUGAUGGCGCAGAGCAGGACACUUGGUCUUUCCUGGGCACCAACACGCAUGGAGUAAAGCUGCAGGCACAAGCCAGUAGCGCCUGUGAUGUGGAACAAGGCCAGCGCAGGGUGGCAGGACUUUCUGUUGGGUGGCAGGAAAGGGCCAGGAAGAGAAGAUCAGGGAAGAAGAGGGGUCCUGGCAUGGGCAAACAGAGAGGGGACUAGGCGGGGGGGAGGAGAGGUGUAGUUUUGUUUUGGGGGAAGAGGCUGUGCACAAGGAUGGCUUCCAACAGGAUGGCAUAGUCCCUUUCAGGGGUAGGUGUCCCCCCAUCGGCGGCAGCGACUGCAGCUUGAGGCGGCGAGGGACAUCCAUCGGAGGAGAGGCAGGAGACCUUAGUCCAGAGCCGGAGGGAGGAGUGCGGCGUCACCAGGGCCUGUGAGCACCCGCCCAGCAGCGCUCCAUCCCCCAGGGCAGGAUGGACAGGCUGCGGCAGGUGCUCAGGAGGAGGUCGGCCAAGGUGCUCUCCAUGGGAGAGGAGAGCAGCAGGGAGCCUGGGCAGGAGGAGCGGGGCCCCACCUGCCGUGAUGAGGAGGGGCCCAUCAGGGCAAGGAGCUGGCUGUGCCCCAUCUGCUGCCGAAGUAAACUGGCAGCUCCCAGCGGCAGGGGAAAGGAGGGAAAGAAAUCAGCCACCUCCAAGUCCAGAUGGAGGUGGCCAUGGGUGCGCCUGGGCAGGCGGGAGCCAGCGGCAUCACAGCUCCCGGCACCUGAAGAGCCGUGCAGCUCCCCUCCUGGGUCAUGGGGCAGCCUGGAGCCCGGCCCUGCAGCCCCGCAGCAGGAGGCAGCCCCGUGCCGAGCCGGGGACGAGGGCCCAGCUGCCCUGGGGCAGGAGCUGAGCCAGGCCCACAGCAGCCCCUGCCUGAGCCGCAGCUCCUCCUGGGAUGACUGGCACACGUCCCAGGAGUCCGGGAGCACCAGCACCAGCUCCUCCUCCUCCUCCUCCUCGGACUCUGAAAAGUCCCAAGAGGCCCAAAGCACCAGCACGAGCAUGAGCAGCAGCUCCUCCUCGGAGGACAGCGAUAGCUCGGAGGAGUCCAACACCACCAGUUCGACCAGCAGCUCCUCCUCGGAGGACUCCAGUAGCUCCCUGGAGUCUGGGACCAGCCCGGCCCCCGGUGCCACCUGCACAGUGAUUCCCAGCCCAGCCGGCGAGGAGCUGGAGGAAGAGGAGGAGGAAGAGGAGGAGGAGGAGGAAGAUGGAAGGUCCCCGGAAGAAGCUGCCCUCCUCCUUGUGAAGAAACACCUGCAGGACCCCGGGGAGAUGCUGGACGGGAAGGACAGGCAGCGCUUCCUGCUGGCCAUCAUCAGCCUGACCAUCGCCGCGGACCAGAGCAGAGAGGUGGCUGUGGAGCUGGAGGACCUGAAAGCGGCCGUGCUGGAGAGGAUCGUGGACCUGAUGGAGACCAUCUCAGUGGAGGGCGACCGAAAACACAUCCUGGCGUACAGCAUAGACGCCAUCCGCUGCCUCAGCGACCCGAAGCUCAGCCUGGAGCCAGCGCUGGAGUCGCGCCUCCUGCGGGCCGCCGUGGAGAAGAGCUUCCUGGCCAUAGGGCGUGAAACCCAUCGAAACCAGGUCGUGCAGCGACUGUACGAGGAGUACCUGGAGGGCCUGCUGUGCUGCGUCUUGUCCAGCGCCCCCAGCCUGGGCAAGCUCUACUCCAUCUGGGAGCACUUUACAUCGUGGACUGAGGCGCCGGAUGCCCAGCACCGUGCACUGGGCAUGAAGAUCAUGACCGGCGCCAUUGCCUUUGCUGUGCAGCUCCUCCCACAAUUUGAGGGCUCCUCUGACAUACUGGAGGUGGGGGACAUGGCAGCCCGCCUGGGUCUGUCCAUCAACGACCCGGAGGAGACCAUCAGCUGCAAGGCCAGGGCGUGCAUGUAUUUGCUGGCUCAAAUCCUCCUUCAUCAGAGGGGCCAAGACAUGCGAGGGGCAGAGGAGCUGCGGUGCAAGCGCCAGAACGAUCAGAGCCAGGUCCAGAAGUACAGGGACCUGGCGAGAGUGGGAGAGGGGCUGAGAAAGAUCUUGCUGGAGGAGCAAAGGAGAGCUUUCCUGCAGAGGGCCCUUCAUGCAGUUCGCAAUGGACCGAUGCACAUCAGCCAAGCUGGGCUGGUUUUCCUGUAUGCAAUCUUGGGGGAAGCCGGCCGCUUGAUGGGGCACAAGGAGAAAGAAAUCCCCAUCAGGGUCCUGAAUAAGGUCUUCAUUAUCACCUACCUGAAGGAGCUGCCUAAAGAUCUGCAAGGGCACAGCCUGCUGGUCACCUCCUCCAGCGCCAUCGCCUCUCUCCAGCCGCCCACACUUGCUCCUGCAGCAACACCUGCAGACCACCUCAACCCUGACAGCACCUCCAUGAGAGAAGAUGACCUCCCCAACCUCACCGGGAGCCCGAUGGCUACAGAGAAAAGCUGCAACAGCGCUGAAGCCACCACACACGUCACCGACUGACAAGUCAUCAUCCAGUCUGAGCCGUCCGCCACAGCCAAGUCAGCCUCUGCAAGAGGAGCAGCCUGAGAAACCCUCGUGGUGAAGAACUUGAAUAUCUUCCAGACCAGCUCUGCAAAGGGCUGGGGAAAGACCAGGCACCAUGAGUUUGUAGUGCCCAGGUUGCCAAGUGGAGGAUGCUCUUGUUGUGUGGAUGGCAUUUUGUGACCCCUGCCUCAGGGCUUUGGCCGGUCGCCAUUUGGGGCCAGGAAGGAAUUUUUUCCCCCUUCAUUUAUGGAACCAACUUCGGGGGGUUUUUCGCCUUCCUCUGAGGCAUCGGGACAUAAUCAGACCAUCCCGGCGUCUGUUGUGUUAGUAGCCUGUCCUUGAAUCCAUCGAGAGCCAUUCAGGGAGUGAAGAGAGCAAAGGCAUAAACCACGUGCACUGUUGAAUAUAGAUUUAGUGUAAUGUGUCAUGUUGAACAUAGAUGUUAUAGAAACUAAGAGGAGAUGUAGGAUAAUAAAGUUAAGCUUUAGUUUUCUUUUCUUAUAA
Messenger RNA from Alligator mississippiensis (American alligator), 3947 nucleotides. RefSeq lists its product as uncharacterized. Gene Ontology annotation, cellular component: cytoplasm. The coding region runs from base 1395 to 3419 and encodes 674 amino acids. The record is from RefSeq and is a predicted model, not a curated record. NCBI's taxonomy places the organism in Eukaryota, Metazoa, Chordata, Crocodylia, Alligatoridae. The transcript has 14 exons.